CACAAAAACACACAUGCAAAAAUAAGGCGCGACUCCUUUAAGAGCUGUCAAGUAAUACCACGCUGGAACCUUGGCCCCGCCCUUUUCACCUAAAUAGGCGGGGACUAGGCGCUUGACGGGCAGGUAACUUUCCAUUCGGACCCACGUGGUUACGCAAGCCUCCUGCCGCAAGGCUCCCCAUGCCCCGCCCCGCCGCCCGGGAUAGGCUAGGAGCCCUCAUUCGGCUCCGCCCCUCUGCAGUGUUUGGACAGCGUUGGGAGGUGGGCCACGCCCCUUCUCCUCUUAACUCCAGCUAGGCUGUCCGGGCUUGUAAGCUUCGCCGGUUGGCCGCGGAUCAGAGUCCGGUAGUGGCCGUAUCCAUGCAGUGAGGGAGAAAAACCCGGCAGGCCGGUGAAAAUGAUACUCUGCCCCGCUAGCACGGAACAUCCCCGCGGAAAACAGUGCCAUAGGCUGCAGCUGGAAUGUACCCUUGAACUCUCAUAAUGCUUCUUGGUUUUCUGGAUGGAGGAUAUAGAGGAUAUUGAGGAUUUGGUAGCAAAGAUGAGUGCUGGUGACAAAGAGCGGACUUCCCACUUGCUCUUUGUGAAAGCCCUGGCUAGCCGCGGGUGCCUCGAAGCCAUAAGCCAACAGAUGGGAUAUCAUCCGCAAUACCUGGACAGUUUCCUCCGGAUGCAACACUACCUACUGCACAUGGAUGGGCCGCUGCCAUUCUACUGCCGCCACUACAUCGCCAUCAUGGCAGCUGCCCGGCACCGGUGUCGAUACUUAGUGAAUCUACAUGCACUGCAGUUCCUGAGGGUGGGUGGUGACCCUCUGUGGCUGAGAGGCUUAGACUACAUCCCCCCGAAACUGUACAGACUCAGUGAGAUUAACAAGAUCCUGGCACACCAGCCAUGGCUCAUUGGCAAGGAGCACUUCGAGAAGCUGCUGAAGAUCAGGGAGCAGAGCUGGUCCCUGGCGGAACUGGUCCAUGCUGUUGUGCUCCUUGCCCACUACCAUGCACUGGCCAGUUUUGCCUUUGGAUGUGGCUGUGAACAAGACUUCCCGCCAGAUGGCUUGCUGAAGCUGACACUGCCGGGGAGCCUGUGCUUUUGUGAAGUCAACAAUGGCUGCAGCCAGGAUGUGUUUCAUCUCAACCACAAGAAGUCUAUGGAUUCCUGUGCGGAGCUGGAGUCUCUACGAGAGCGCAUUCACAAGCUGAAAGUGGAGAAUGAGGCACGGGAGGAGAUGAGAACGCCUGAGAGGGAAGAAGCUUGCAAUGGUGAAAUCUCGGGCACUGCAGACAUCUCUUGCUUCAUUGAAGACCCCAGUUUUGGGUACCAGGACUUUGCUCAGCUUAAUGAGAACCAACCACAGAUAUUCUGUGUGCAGGAUUACUCCUGGGCAGACCACGGCUUCUCACUGGUGAACAGGUUGUACAGUGACAUCGGGUUUCUACUAGAUGACAAGUUCCAGAAGGUCCACAGGCUCCAGAGCUGUGCGCUGGCAAAGCGGCAGGGCUGUGACCCAGCCACGUUCAAGCGUGGCGUGUGGAACUACAUCCACUCCAUGUUUGGCAUCAGGUAUGAUGAUUACGACUACUCAGAAGUGAACCAGCUCCUGGAACGGAUACUCAAACUCUACAUAAAAACUGUGACUUGCACCCCAGAGAAGUUGGAUCAGGAGACGUUCACGCACUUUUGGAAGCAGUUCAAGCACAGUGAAAAGGUCCACAUGAACCUUCUCAUCCUGGAAGCCCGGCUGCAGGCAGAGUUGCUCUAUGCCCUCCGAGCCAUCACUCAGUACAUGGUCUCCUAGAGGGCUGCAGGCAAGCACCCCCUGGACUCGGACUCAUGCACCAUGCCAUUUCAGCGACUUCAGUUACUUGAUAGCUUUCCCUUCCCCUCUUGAGAUGUGAAGAGGAAGAUGCGCCUUUCCUCCCAGCGGUCCUCUGUUGUCUUGUGCAGUUGCUGAGCUCUGAGGACCUGGGAGAAAGUAUUGGGUCAGGUGGCUGGCUGCAUGCAAAAGUGUUUUCUAUCCAACAGCAUUUGGAGCCAUUUCUGUCCACACCCCUACUGCAGGCAGGUGUGUGCUGCAGAGGGUGUGGAAAGCCACGUGGUGGCUAGAUGUUUUUAAUGGGGGUGGGUGGGGUCGUCAUUGCAAUUCAUUGUUGGUCCAGUUGUAGCAGCUCUUACUGAGUUUCUGGCGUCCUUUACAGUAUUAGAGGACCCUUUCCUUACCUUGUGCCAUUCCUGCUGCUCAUAAUUGUGCCAAUGUCUUAGCCCACUUUGGGUCUUGGAUGUUCUGUCAGUUGGGGUGGUCAGUGGCUUUAAGCCAAACUUGUGGAAAAGAUAAGUUCCUGGACUAUGAGGGAAGGACUUUCUUGCUUCCUACUGGUCCAGGGGGGAGGAGGUCUACAGCAGCCUUCUUUAACCUGGCAUGCCCGCUGAAUGUUUGCUGUACUACAACUCCCAUCAUUCCUGACUGCUGGCCAUAUUUGCAAGGGCUGAUGGGAGUUGGAGUCUAACAAUGGUGGGAAAGCACCAGGUAGGCCUGCAGUGCUUCUUCCAGUGAGAGAAUUCCACUCCAUUACUCUUUCUAGAGUUGCCCUCAAUGGUCAUUUCCUGGCCUCCACUUCUGCCGUCUUUUAUAUUCCCAAAGUUGUACCCCCUACCAGUUUUUCAGCCUGCCUCCCGGCCACUCCAGCUUGUCCCAAUUGCUUCCCCUUCCUGAUGUCUGAUUUCAUGGCUGCAUAGAAAGAGGGCUGUGACCCCCCAGCACCUUCUGGCUUUGGUUGUAGCAAAGCUACACAGAUUCCACAGAAUUCCCACCUUGCACUGCUUAACACUUUCAAUCACCGCCCAAGGUGGGUUUCCUCCAAUAUGUAUCCCCUUGUUUUUUACCCCCUCCCAAGGAGCACAGUCUGAUGCUGGGAGCUGGUUCUGGGUGGGUCUCCCUGUAAUCUAUAAAUGCUCUUGCUAAGAUUUCCCCACCACCGAGGUAGGAGGGCUGGAGUCCCGUUAUAAUGCUGGCAAAUGCCACUCUGAAAACACAGCAAACCCACUCUCCUUACUGGCACAAGGCACUACAGUCACCCUUUAUUUGGGCAGUUGUGCAUGCUUGUUAUAUAUGUGGAGCACUGUACACAUCCUGCACCUUUUGGGAGACACUCACUUUGUGCAAGGCAGGAUGGUGGGGAGUUUGUGGUGGAGAGAUGCUGGUGGGGACCAUUAAGAGCUGAAGACAUCAGGGAGGUCAGGAGCUGGCUCAGUGCACACAGCGGCAGCUGACCUGUUUACUGUGUAAAUGAUUUUUUUGUGGGGGGGGGGACAGAACAUCAUGUGGGAAAGAGAGUAAAAGCCUAUUUUUGCUAUAAAUAUACUUGUUCGACACUGCA
This is a messenger RNA of Lacerta agilis (Sand lizard), 3376 nucleotides long. RefSeq names its product sestrin-1-like. Lineage: Eukaryota; Metazoa; Chordata; Lepidosauria; Squamata; Lacertidae. The transcript has 10 exons. Gene Ontology annotation, molecular function: L-leucine binding; oxidoreductase activity, acting on peroxide as acceptor. The record is from RefSeq and is a predicted model, not a curated record. Gene Ontology annotation, biological process: negative regulation of TORC1 signaling; cellular response to leucine starvation; regulation of response to reactive oxygen species. Gene Ontology annotation, cellular component: nucleus. The coding region runs from base 502 to 1797 and encodes 431 amino acids.